This is a messenger RNA of Dreissena polymorpha, 2578 nucleotides long. RefSeq lists its product as uncharacterized. NCBI's taxonomy places the organism in Eukaryota, Metazoa, Mollusca, Bivalvia, Myida, Dreissenidae. The record is from RefSeq and is a predicted model, not a curated record. Bases 1246 to 2214 code for a protein of 322 amino acids. The transcript is spliced from 5 exons.
UAAUUUUAUAAAAAAAACUCUAAAAUGUUUAACCUAUUUGAAUUCUAAAUUUCUAAAUUUUAUAAAAUUAUAUUUAUAUUUUACCUUCAGUUUUAUCGAGCUGACUCCCGUCACAUGCUCCAGCUCCACUUUCAACCACAAUGGCUUCUCCUCAAACAGCUGAAGUGGACAGUUUAUAAUUACAAACAUUUUGUUUUAAUGAUGUAAAAUCAUUUAUAUUUGUAGGCAUGGAAUUGUGUCAUUUAUAUUUGUAGGCAUGGAAUUGUGUGGUUUAACUAUUUCCCACUCCCAGUCUGUUCAGGUUUAAUGCUGUUUGCUGCUCAUCAAUAAUGAAGAGUUGGAAAUAAGACCUUUAAAACUUGUUUUUUUUAACUUUCAAAAGGACUACAAAUGCGUACAAAUAGGUAACUAAGUAUCUCCAUGUAUUGUGUAAUCUAAUGUGUUAUACAUGAUUAUUUCCUGCAAAACUACGUUUUGUCAAUGUAUGACAUUGACGUCACUGUGUUUAUGUUUUCAUUGAUAGUACUGAUGAAGGCUAUGGCAAGAUAUGUUUAGUAUUUGAGAAAUUAAAAUCUACUUAAGUAACAUGAUUGAAUGGGAUAGUUAUUUAACCCUUUCCCACUCAGAGCCAAAGUGGAAAUGGCUAUGUGCAAACAUCAUAAAACCAGAACAGCCUGGGAGUUACUAGCAGUCUGUUCAGGUUUUAUUCUGUUUGCUGCUCAUCAGUGUCUUAAGUUUGGAGAUGAAGCCUUAAAAACUUGUAUCUAGUAAGAAAGGUCUAAAACUAAAUAUAACUUUCUAAGGCAAUGCAAAUAUGUAUCUAAAUGGUAAAGGGUUUAUUAAUUAAUACCUCAGCGCAUGGUCUGAAUGACCUAAACAUCUGAGGAUUCAUCAAACAGCAACAGGAGAUAUGGAGUCAUAGAAUACCGGUAGUAAAGCUCAAAUAUUUGUCCUUCAACUUUAAGUGUGCCCUUAACCUUCAGAUGUAAUGACUGGGUCAUGCCUUCUUAACAUGCCCUCUCAAUGACCUUGACAUUUGAGCCAAUUUCCACAAAAUUCCUUCCUAGGGUAUAAGAGAUAAUUAUGGAGCAGAAAAAAAAUCUUACAGACAGAGAAAAAAUGGGUGAUGCAUAUUCCAAAAUACCUGGCUCCUGCAUGAAUAACAGUUACUUUUGUUAAAAAGAAAUGAUGACCUUGCUAGUUAGCUAUUAUGUUGCCUCUUAAUAACAUUAACGAUGUAAACCAAUGAGUUAUUUAUGUAUUUAUUUAAUCAUCUAUGUAUGUGAUCAGGUUUUAAUUAUCCAUGUAUGUGAUCAGGUUUUAAUUAUCUAUGUAUCUGAUCAGGUUUUAAUUAUCUAUGUAUGUGAUCAGGUUUUAAUUAUCUAUGUAUGUGAUCAGGUUUUAAUUAUCUAUGUAUGUGAUCAGGUUUUAAUCAUCUAUGUAUGUGAUCAGGUUUUAAUUAUCUAUGUAUGUGAUCAGGUUUUAAUUAUCUAUGUAUGUGAUCAGGUUUUUAUUAUCCAUGUAUGUGAUCAGGUUUUAAUUAUCUAUGUAUGUGAUCAGGUUUUAAUUAUCCAUGAAUGUGAUCAGGUUUUAAUUAUCCAUGUAUGUGAUCAGGUUUUAAUUAUCUAUGUAUGUGAUCAGGUUUUAAUUAUCUAUGUAUGUGAUCAGGUUUUAAUUAUCUAUGUAUGUGAUCAGGUUUUAAUAAUCCAUGUAUGUGAUCAGGUUUUAAUUAUCUAUGUAUGUGAUCAGGUUUUAAUUAUCUAUGUAUGUGAUCAGGUUUUAAUUAUCUAUGUAUGUGAUCAGGUUUUAAUUAUCUAUGUAUGUGAUCAGGUUUUAAUUAUCUAUGUAUGUGAUCAGGUUUUAAUUAUCUAUGUAUGUGAUCAGGUUUUAAUUAUCUAUGUAUGUGAUCAGGUUUUAAUUAUCUAUGUAUGUGAUCAGGUUUUAAUUAUCUAUGUAUGUGAUCAGGUUUUAAUUAUCUAUGUAUGUGAUCAGGUUUUAAUUAUCUAUGUAUGUGAUCAGGUUUUAAUUAUCUAUGUAUGUGAUCAGGUUUUAAUUAUCUAUGUAUGUGAUCAGGUUUUAAUUAUCUAUGUAUGUAAUCAGGUUUUAAUUAUUUAUGUAUGUGAUCAGGUUUUAAUUAUCUAUGUAUGUGAUCAGGUUUUAACUAUCUAUGCAUGUGAUCAGGUUUUAACUAUCUAUGUACACAAAUAUAUGUGAUCAGGAUUUUGUUGAGUAUUUUAUUGUUGUGAUCAUCUUUUUGUAUAUUUUUUAGUAUGUGGCCAAAAAGAUGUAUUCGCUGAUUCUGACAAUUAUAUAAACUGAAACUCAAACUGAUAACGCAAUCUUAUGCAAAUUUCUGAUGAAAGAACACUAAAAAGAAUAGCCUUUGUUUGUAAACAAAUAAUGAAAAACAUAUAUAUCAAAAUUGAUGUUAAAGAUUGAUGUAUCACAACUCUAAAGUUGAAUGUUGUUACUUAUAUAUUCUGUUUUUUGGGCCAGUGGCCUUUAUUUACAAAUAUUUUUUUGUCUUGUCUUAUCUUUUAUUUAGUGAAUAUUUACAUUAAACAUUUAUCAAAUAAUU